AUGAAGGAUGGGUAAUAAAUUUAGAUAAAAAAUGUAACCCAAUUAUAGGAGAUUCUUUUGUUGUUGGUACAGAAUAAUGUGAUGACAAUAAUUCAGUUAUGUAUAAAUGGUUUUAAUCUCUCAUAAUAUUAAUGUUAAAAAUCAUGUAUUUAAUGCAAAUUUGGAUAAUGUAAGAAAUGCGAAAAUGGAUAUUAAAAUCUAGAUGGAAAAUGCUUUGAAAUUACUUAUGAUGGACUAACGACAGAGAAUGAGUAAUGA
Messenger RNA from Paramecium primaurelia, 258 nucleotides. Lineage: Eukaryota; Ciliophora; Oligohymenophorea; Peniculida; Parameciidae. The record is from the annotation of a GenBank genome assembly.